AUCAGAAUGAUCAUGUCGCUCUACACGGAUUCAGAUUCAGCACAGAUUGGGAUCACUACCAUGUUCUCCAUUUUGGUCAGCACGAAUCUCAUCGGCAACACAAUCGUGGGUCUGGUUAUCAUAUUGAACCGAGAUAUGAGGACUCCCAUGAACUUUCUACUUCUAAACUUGGCUGUAGCAGAUGCCAUGGUGGCGUUGUUCAUCGCUCCGCGCUUUAUUUUGAUCCACACCUUCGAACAUCCAGAUGGACAGGCAGGGACAUGGGUCUGCAAGCUUCUGACUGGGGGAAACCUUACUUGGACUGGCGGUGCUGCAUCAGUCUUUACCCUUGUGGCAAUUGCAUUUGAGCGAUAUUAUGCCGUGAUGUAUCCUUACGGCAACAAAGGGAAACUUACAUACGACAAGCUGAAGAUCAUCAUUCCUGCAUCUUGGAUUGGUGCAGGUAUCCUCAACAUUCCCCUAUUCCUGACAAUAUAUUUUGACAAGAAGAAAAACUUUUGCAUGGAAUACUGGCCCCCACCUGACUGGCUUCCGAAGGCAUAUAGCUCCACAUGGUUCUUUGUUGCUGGACUCAUUCCGAUACUGUUGAUGAUCAUGUUGUAUUCCAGGGUAGUAUAUGUGCUCUGGUUCGAAAAAGAGGAUGGCACUGUUGAAAACAUCACGCAAAAUACCCGGCAGGGUGUGUUAAGGGUGCGAAAGCGUGUCACCAGAAUGGUACUUGUAGUGAGUGUAAUUUAUGGCGUAUGCUGGUUGCCAAACCUGACUACUUACGCGCUCAACUACUUCAGUCCUUCGCAGAACUAUGGAGAUGUUACCUACAUCACCAGUAUCGUUCUAGUUACGUGCAAUUCUACUGUCAAUCCUUUUAUUUACGUCUUUGUAAACCAGAAAUUUCAAAGAAAAGUCAGAAGUUUGUUAUGUUGUGAAAAGACCUGCGGAAACCGAAUUGGGGUCUUCAUUGAGUCAACCAAUAACACCUACGAUCCCACUGACGCUGUCACACAACCUACCGUGGUAUCCAACAUACGAGUCAAACCGCGAACGGGAAGUUUAGUGUCCACCGCAGAUGGCAUGCAAGAGGACAGAAAAAACUUAAAGCAAUGAGUUGUAUUAUGCCAAUGAACAAGCAGA
This is a messenger RNA of Pocillopora damicornis (cauliflower coral), 1131 nucleotides long. Its product is annotated as pyroglutamylated RF-amide peptide receptor-like. NCBI's taxonomy places the organism in Eukaryota, Metazoa, Cnidaria, Anthozoa, Scleractinia, Pocilloporidae. The record is from RefSeq and is a predicted model, not a curated record. Gene Ontology annotation, cellular component: membrane. Gene Ontology annotation, biological process: G protein-coupled receptor signaling pathway. Gene Ontology annotation, molecular function: G protein-coupled receptor activity.